Molecule: messenger RNA, 1434 nt
Organism: Striga hermonthica
Lineage: Eukaryota; Viridiplantae; Streptophyta; Magnoliopsida; Lamiales; Orobanchaceae
Source: the annotation of a GenBank genome assembly
AUGGCCGAAUGUUGUUCAUCAUCAUCGUCAUCGUCGUCGUCGUCUUCUUUGAAGCUCGUGUACUUUGUCGUGGUCCCAUUGAUUCUUUUGUCUGGGCUUGUAAUUGCUAUGAACCAGAAGAUUAAUGGCGGUGGCCGCAGCUAUGAAAUUCCAUGGCCGUCUUUCAUGUCGCCCGCCGGAGCUUCAAUGCAAACUUACGAUCAUUUUCCGGUCAUGGUGAAUGAAGAGAACGACACACAACCCGCAAAAUCUCCCGAAAAAGCUACUGAUUUCGAUGGCUUGGAGAUGGCCGAGGCUAGCCUAGCUCGAGCCCGAGCCGCCAUACAUGAAGCUCAACACAACAAUGAAACAUCCUUCGACCCGGAUUAUGUCCCGGAAGGUCCAUUUUACCGUAAUCCAAUCUCAUUUCACAAGAGCUAUUUGGAGAUGGAGAAAAAUUUUAGGAUUUACGUGUAUGAAGACGGUGAUCCACCGUUAUUCCACUAUAGCAAGAGUCUCGGGAUUCUUGGGAUUGAGGGGAUUCUCAUACAUCAAAUUGAGAUCAGCAAGUUUCGAACAAGAGAUCCUGAAAAAGCGCACGUUUACUUUAUUCCGUUGAGCGUGCAGUCUAUCGCCACGUACGCGUACGUGAUCCAUAACCGAGCUUGGAGUCCAUUGCAAGACAUAGCCAGAGAUUAUGUGAGGCUGAUUUCGUCUAAGUACCCUUAUUGGAAUCGAACACUCGGGCACGACCAUUUCAUACUCGGUUGCCAUGAUUGGACUCCGACAGUUUCCCACGGCGUUCCGCACCUUUUCAAGAACUCGAUAAGGGUCCUAUGCAACGCCAACACUUCUGAAGGGUUCAAACCCUCGACCGACGUGUCUUUGCCAGAGAUAUACCUUCCGGACGGCAAAAUGGACGGCUUGAUCGGCGGGCCACCUCCAACCGAACGCACGAUUCUCGUCUUCUACGCAGGAGGCAUACACGGCUAUAUAAGGCAAGUUUUGAUGGAGCAAUGGGAAAACAAAGACCCAGACGUGAAAGUCCACGAGUACCUCCCAAAAGGCACGUCGUAUUACGGAAUGUUCCGGAAGAGCAAAUACUGCAUUUGCCCUAGCGGUUGGGAAGUGGCGAGCCCGCGAAUGGUCGAGGCGCUUUACAUGGGGUGCGUGCCGGUUUUGCUCAAGGCCCAUUACGCGAAGCCGUUCGAUGAUGUGUUGGAUUGGAGCAAGUUCUCGGUCGAUGUUGGUGUGGAGGAAAUUCCCGAUUUGAAGAAGAUUUUGACGGGUAUAACAAACGGGAGGUACUUGGAGAUGCAAGAGAUGGGGAUUAAGGUGAGGAGACAUUUCGAGGUUAAUUUCCCUCCGAAAAGGUACGAUGUUUUCCACAUGGUGAUGCAUUCCUUGUGGCUCAGGAGAAUCAACGUUCAACUUCACGAUACACGUGAGAACUGA